AUGGCGGAGGAGCGUCGGCCGAAGCAGUGCUCGGUCGUCCUGCCCACGGAGUCCAUGAAGGCCAUGGCCGAGUCUAUGGGCGUCGGGCAGCUGCAGGAGGAAAGCUGCGUCGCCCUGAGUGAAGAAGUCAGCUACAGGAUAAAGGAAAUCGCUCAGGACGCUCUCAAAUUCAUGCAUCACGGGAAGAGACGUAAACUAACCACGAGCGACAUCGAUAACGCUCUCAAACUAAAAAACGUGGAGCCUCUGUUCGGCUUCCAGUCGCAGGAGUUCAUCCCUUUCCGCUUCGCCAGCGGCGGCGGCAGAGAGCUUCACUUCUACGAGGAGAAGGAAGUAGACCUCAGUGACAUCAUCAACACGCCGCUGCCCAGAGUUCCUCUAGACGUGUCUCUGAAAGCUCACUGGUUAAGUAUCGACGGCGUGCAGCCUGCGAUUCCAGAGAAUCCUCCACCAGCCCCGAAAGAGCAACAGAAGAUCGAGUCAACAGAACCGCUCAAAGUCGUCAAACCCGGUCAGGAGGAGGACGGUGCGAUCCAAGGCAAGGGUCAGGGAGCGACGGCUGCCGAUGGCAAAGGAAAGGAGAAAGGUCCGAUCAAGCUGAAGCCACGCAGCACGCACGAGCUGUCUGUGGAGCAGCAGCUCUACUACAAGGAGAUCACAGAAGCAUGUGUCGGCUCCUGUGAAGCCAAGAGAGCUGAAGCUCUGCAGAGCAUCGCCACAGAUCCUGGACUCUAUCAGAUGCUUCCGAGAUUCAGCACGUUUAUUUCUGAAGGAGUUCGCGUGAACGUCGUGCAGAACAACCUCGCCCUGCUGAUUUAUCUCAUGCGGAUGGUCAAAGCUCUGAUGGACAACCCGACGCUGUAUUUGGAGAAAUACCUGCACGAGCUCAUCCCGGCCGUGGUGACGUGCAUCGUGAGUAAGCAGCUCUGUUUGCGACCAGAUGUCGACAACCACUGGGCUCUGCGAGACUUUGCCGCUCGCCUCAUGGCCCAAAGCUGCAAAACCUUCAGCACCACGACCAACAACAUCCAGUCCCGCAUCACGAAGACUUUUACCAAGAGUUGGUUGGACGAUAAAACUCAGUGGACGACGCGUUACGGCUGCAUCGCUGGACUCGCUGAGCUCGGAGCUGACGUGAUAAAGACGUUGAUCCUUCCUCGGCUUUCUGUAGAGGGCGCUCGCAUCAAAGCAGUGAUGGAAGGAGCGGUGGUCUCCAACAUCGAUAAGAUCGGAGCCGACCACGUUCAGAGCCUCUUGCUGAAACACUGCGCGAGCGUCAUCGCAAAGAUCCGACCGCAGCCCGACAACGUGGAGCAGUAUCGCACAGACUACGGUUACCUCGGCCCGAUGCUUUGCUCCCACGUGAUGAAGGCCAGGACUCAGGCGGCGCUGCAAGCUCAGCAGGUCAACAGAACCACGCUGACGAUCACACAGCCUCGGCCCACCCUCACCGUCUCCCAGAGCGGGCUCAGCGGGUCGGCAGGACCUCGCACUCCCAGCAUCAUCAAGGUCCCGAGCUCCCUCACACUGAUGUCGCCUCGCCCGGGGACGCCGUCACAGCCGUCUCCCCCGGCGACAAAGUACAUCGUGAUGGCAACCAGCGCAGGAGCCGCCUCCACUCAGCAGGUCAUCACCAUCAGCUCUUCCCAGUCAGCCUCGCCGGUCACGAGCACCGUUCCCAGCGCCACCUCCACCUUGCAGCCGUUGGUCAAACUGGAGUCCGGCGGCGGCCCCGGACUGACGACUUCACGACCUCUGCAGAAAUACAUCGUGGUGUCUCUGCCGUCGUCCGCCUCGUCCUCUCUGGAGAGUAAGAGCUCCGUGUUACCGACCUCCAUCUCCUCCAAUCCACUCGAAGCGGCGAUGAAGCUCGACAGGUCCGAGUCUCCCGGAGCGAGCACGCAGUCGCCGCACUGAGACGGAGGUUUGAACCGGGUCGCUGCAGGUUUGUAUGGGCUGAACUUUAAGGGUUAAACUCUGGAGGGGAACAUCCGAACUCUGGACCGAUGAAGAGCAAACGUGAUGUUGUAAAUAUGUUAAUGCCCAAUGAAAACUGAGACUGACCUCUGUAAUGUUUCAGCUGAUAUCCAUGAUUCUAAUUCUUUUUUUACCCUAAAAUAAAUCAGAUUUUGUAUGAAAGCUUU
Messenger RNA from Larimichthys crocea (large yellow croaker), 2144 nucleotides. It is a transcript of the gene taf6, whose product is annotated as TAF6 RNA polymerase II, TATA box binding protein (TBP)-associated factor. Bases 1 to 1917 code for a protein of 638 amino acids. Lineage: Eukaryota; Metazoa; Chordata; Actinopteri; Sciaenidae. The transcript is spliced from 14 exons. Gene Ontology annotation, cellular component: SLIK (SAGA-like) complex; SAGA complex; transcription factor TFIID complex. Gene Ontology annotation, molecular function: protein heterodimerization activity; transcription coactivator activity; RNA polymerase II general transcription initiation factor activity. Gene Ontology annotation, biological process: transcription initiation at RNA polymerase II promoter; RNA polymerase II preinitiation complex assembly. The record is from RefSeq and is a predicted model, not a curated record.